AUGCGACAAACUUUGGAAGGAGAUGGGAAAAUUAGCAUGAAUUAUUGUUUCUUAUUGCUUAUGCCGGCUGAAGUUGAUGGCGUCCCACAUCCAGCACGCAGUGUGUGCAUCUCCCAAAUUUCACUGGCCAAUUAUGCUUGUGGAGGGCUGGAUCCGUCGCCGAUAUCCGACAUUUUCCACCACCAUCAUCAUGGGCACGGGCAUAGGCAUAAUAGACAUGGGAGCUUAACCCAUGAAACACCUACAGAGAGCUGUUGUCGGUGGCUGAACAAUGUGGAAAAUGAAUGCGUCUGUGAUUUGCUGAUUCAGUUGCCAGCAUUUCUUUCGAAGCCUGCGCAUCAGCUUACUGUCGUUAUUGGCGAGUAUUGUAGAGUUACUUUUUCAUGCAGUGGACGAGUGAGACCAUGA
Molecule: messenger RNA, 408 nt
Organism: Manihot esculenta (cassava)
Lineage: Eukaryota; Viridiplantae; Streptophyta; Magnoliopsida; Malpighiales; Euphorbiaceae
Exons: 2
Coding region: 1-408 (135 amino acids)
Source: RefSeq, a predicted model, not a curated record